AUGCCUUCAGCCAUAGAUCCCGAAGAUGACCUAUGGAUCUCACAGUCUUCCAUAGGUUCGGACUACAUCGACCAACUCAUACCGAUUAUGAAAGAUGCACGCUACUCGAAUCAACUUCAAUAUACAUUCGAUCGCUAUGCCAAUGACCGGGAAUCUGAAAUUGAGCGCAUAUGUAAUGCGAACCACCAAGAUUUCGUCAGCUCUGUGGACGCUAUGCUUAGGAUCCGGGACCAGACCGUACAAAUGAGCGGUGAAAUCCUGCAACUCAGCGAAGCCAUCCAAGAGAGCAUCGAGAAGCUUGCCGAGCAGAAGAAAGCAUUAGUCGACUCACGCGGUGUGCGUCAAAAUAUUGAUGAGGCAACGAAGGCGCUGAACGCUUGUCUCAAUGUUUUGCGCAUCGCCAAUCAGGUCCAGGACAUGCUGAGGGAGAAGAACUACUACGCAGCGCUUCGGGCGCUGGACGAGCUGCAGACAAUCCACUUGAAGGAGAUCAAGCGUUUCAAAAUCGCAAAUCUCAUCGAGAAAUCUAUUCCACAGACGCAAGAGCAGAUUCGAGAGGCAGUGAAGAAUGACCUGAGUACGUGGCUGUAUCGCAUUCGAGAAUCGGCCCAAUUCCUGGGUGAGGUGUCUUUCUACUACACCGAUGUGCGUAGAACGCGAAAUCAGGAGCGCGCCGAGACCGACCCACGUUUCGCGAAGUUCAAGCUGAACUCCGCAAUAGAGCUCGUGGCAGAUGAAACAGAUGAGUUCGACGUGCUGAAUAACGAAGAAGCUGGAAAUGAGACCGAUUUCUCGCCACUGUUCGAAGCGAUGCACAUCAAUGAGACGCUUGGCAAGAGCGACCAAUUCAAGGCCGAGUAUGCGGCGGAUCGAAGAACACAGAAAGAUUUGAUUAUUCCCAACAAGCUAGAUCUCCUCGACGAGGAAUGUGGAGAUCUAAGUAGUUUGCUGGAAAGUAUUGCAGGCUUUGCGAUCAUUGAGAAAGCUACUGUGUCGAAGACAGCUGGCUUGCGAUCACCAGCUGAUGUGGACGACCUCUGGGACUCAAUGUGCCAGAGUGCGAUCAAACUCAUCACAGGUCAACUCCACACAGUCGACAAUGACGAACUGCUAUUGAAAAUUAAGGGUCGGAUAGCUCUCUUCAUGUUGACAAUGGAGAAAUGGGGAUACUCCGUCUCAGCCAUGAAUGAUCUUCUUCUUACACUCUUCUCCAAGUAUUCCGAGUUGCUCAAACAGCGCUUCAGCGAAGACUUCCUCGAGAUUGUCCAGACAGAUGACUACAUGCCCAUGCCCAUCAACAGCUACGAAGAGUAUGAUAAGGUCGUCUCCGUCAGCUGGUACUCACCCGAGAAGCCACGUGACGAGCUCACCUUCCCAUGUGUGCUUCCCUUCUCCCAAAUGUAUCCGCUCUGCUGCAUCGACAUUCGCAACUUCCUCAACCAGAUCUACUUAUUCUCCGAUGACUACUUUCAAAAGUCCACCAUCAUCGACGAAACACUACGCACGGCUCUCGACGAUCUCCUCUGCGAGCAAGUCUGCCAAUCGCUCAUAGAUCGCCUAUCAUCCCAAUAUCCCGGUCAGAUCGUCCAAAUCUUAACAAACCUCGAACACUUCGAGACGGCCUGUGUUGAGCUACAAGAUCUUCUCUUCGAAGCACGAUCCUCGCCCUCAGCAACCGGCCCCAUUGUCCUUGCCGCAACCGACAAAUUUGCAAAAGCAAAGCAGCAAGCCUCCAACCGCGUCUUCGAGCUCGUAAACAGCAAGAUCGACGACCUCAUCGAGACAGCAGAGUACGAUUGGAUGGCCACCAAGCCGGAACAGGAACCCAGCACGUACAUGCUCGAACUCACCCGCUAUCUGAGUAACAUCAUGUCUUCGGUCCUCCUCGCGCUUCCUACCGAGAUUAAAGAAUUCAUCUACUUCGACGCCCUUUCCCACGCCUCAAGCGCGAUUCUUGAUCUCCCGCUCUCAGAACACGUCAAGCGCAUUACGCCCGCUGCAGUCGCCACACUGGCAAACGACACGCGCUUCCUGAGCGACUUUGUCGAGUCGCUGAACAAUCCGAUUUUGAUGGAGAACUUGGAUGAAUUGACGCAGACGGUCGCGCUCAUGGGUAGCGAGAAUAGCGAAGAGUUUUUUGAUAUUGCGCAGCGGAAUCGCAAGUGGCGGCGCAGAGUCCUACGAAGCCAGCUGCGAGUGAGAGAUUCGGCACCCUGGGUAGUCGAUCGUUCUUAUCGAUAA
Plenodomus lingam JN3 is the source of this 2241-nucleotide messenger RNA. The record is from RefSeq and is a predicted model, not a curated record. NCBI's taxonomy places the organism in Eukaryota, Fungi, Ascomycota, Dothideomycetes, Pleosporales, Leptosphaeriaceae.